This is a messenger RNA of Rotaria sp. Silwood2, 594 nucleotides long. The record is from the annotation of a GenBank genome assembly. Lineage: Eukaryota; Metazoa; Rotifera; Eurotatoria; Philodinida; Philodinidae.
AUGCGUGAAGUUGCUAUGUGGUCCAUCGCUCUCUUGGUGAGUACGAGCACAUGGUCAGAAAUAGAAGAAAAUUGGAAACUCAUUUGUCAAGUAUUUUUAAGUUAUUCGACAAACAGUAAUUUGAAUUUCAAAUGCCAUCAUGCAAAACUUCUUUCACGAAUUAGUAAAAUUACGAAUGAUCCAAAUUCUACAAGAGCUAUUAAUCAAUCAAAUAAAGCUUUGUCCAAUACCAAUGAUCCAUUUCUAUUCGGAAAUGAAGAUGAACUUGAUGAUUAUGAUAACAGUCGAUUAAAUUUAGAUAAAAACGUCAAAUUUAACAAUAAAAGGAAAUCUUUUAAUUCAAAUUUAAAUUCAUCUUAUAAUAAUAGAUCGACAAUCGAUGAAGAAGAAGAAUUAAAUGAAGCAAAUAGUCCGUUUAAAAUCGAGUUGCAAGCUAUUUAUUGUGAAUGUCUUGAAGCCUCAAUUAGAAAUGAUGGUAAUCUUUCAUCAUUUGAAAAAAUCAAAGGAGCUCGGCAGUGGUUAUCAUGCAUUAAUCAACGAUGCAUACCAACGAUUCCUAUAUGGUCCAAUAUUUUGUUAGGUCUGUAUGAUUAA